Messenger RNA from Coccinella septempunctata (seven-spotted ladybird), 1742 nucleotides. RefSeq names its product solute carrier family 22 member 15-like. Gene Ontology annotation, biological process: transmembrane transport. The record is from RefSeq and is a predicted model, not a curated record. Gene Ontology annotation, cellular component: membrane. Lineage: Eukaryota; Metazoa; Arthropoda; Insecta; Coleoptera; Coccinellidae. The transcript has 8 exons. The coding region runs from base 105 to 1742 and encodes 545 amino acids. Gene Ontology annotation, molecular function: transmembrane transporter activity.
AAUUAAAAAUAAUCAAUUUCAGAAAAAAAAACCAAAUUUCUAUUGUGUUAAGGUUUACAGUGUGUUAAGGUCCUGUGGUUGAAAGAGUUCAAACAUUUUCUGAUAUGGCCGACUCUACCGGUUUAGACAAAAUACUAAGGCUUAUUGGUGAUUUCGGAAACCGCCAAGUGGUUUCUUUCAUUUCGAUUUUUUUUAUAACAGUCUUCAAUUGUGCUUGUCAUAUGGCAUACGUAUUUACUGCGAUGGAGACAGAGAGUAGAUGUUCAAUACCUGGUUGUGACGAAAAAAAUGCGGAAUUUGUUGCUAAUUACAUUCAUUAUGCUAUACCUUUCGAUGGAUCUGGAAAACUAAGAAAAUGCGAAAUGUAUAACAUCAAGAAUGACACUUAUCAAGCUCACACUUGCUCAGCCGAACAAUUCGAAAGUCAAGAAACAAUUUUUUGUGAAGAGUUCGUCUUCAAACACGAAGGAAACUCUAUUGCAAAGGAGUAUAAUUUGUUGUGCGAAAGUGACGCAUGGAAACUUAGUUUAGUCGGUACCAUAAACACUUUAGGGAUGUUGUCAGGUAUAUGCGUGAGUGGACUUCUAUCAGACAGAUAUGGAAGAAAAGCCAUCCUCAUCUUUGGAAUGGCAUUGGGAGGCUUAGUCGGUGUUUCGAAAACUUUGUCACCAACUUACGAAGUAUUUUGUUUCAUGGAAUUCCUUGAAUCUUUCAUGCAAUCUGGUAGUCACGACAGUAUAUUCAUUUUAGCAAUGGAAUUAGUGAUCCCUGAACAUAGAUUUUUGACUAGCUGCUUGUUUUUCAGUAUUUGUGCCUCUGGGCAAAUGCUUUUGGCCUUGGUGGCAUGGAUGGUCAAAGAUUGGAGGUUGAUCAUAUACAUCCUUUAUGGACCUUGUAUCUUCUUCGUAUUUCUUCAUCCUUUUAUAAUUGAAUCAAUCAGAUGGCAACUGAGUAAGGGAGAUAUAGAUAGAGCGAAGGAUUCACUCAAUAAAAUAGCAAAAUCGAAUAAAAAAACUAUACCAUCGUCUUAUAUUUACUCUUUGCAAAGAAACAUAAUAGAAAAUAGAGAAAAAUGCCAAACGAUUAACUUUACACAAAUGAUCAAAUCAAGGGUUUUAUUCUGGAGGUUAAUAAUUUCCACAUUUUUGUGGAUAUCAUGCGCGCUUUUAUUUUAUGGUUUGAGUUUGAGCUCUGUGACCUUAUCGGGGAACCAUUAUCUGAACUUCUUAUUGGUAUCUUUCAUAGAAAUACCUGCCUACUGGCUGAUGCUUCUGGUUGCAGGAAAAAUGAAAAGAAAAACGCUGCUGAUAGGAUCUUUUUUUCUGACUUCAGGAUCCUGCUUCUUCUCCAUCUUCCUCUAUAGCGCAGGAUUAAUUGUAGAAUCAGCAUGGCUGCUACUUGUUCUGCAUUGUUUUGGUAAGUUUGGGGUUGCCUUUGCUUUCAAUAUGGUUCACAUAAUGAUGUCAGAGAUGUUUCCAACCCCACUCAGACAAACCACGAUAGGGCUGUGUUCCAUGAUUGGUAGGAUAGGUUGCAUGAUAAGUCCACAGAUCUCCCUGAUGGGUCUUCUUUGGGUACCAUUACCAAAAGUUAUAUUCUCGUCAACGGCAGCUCUUGCUGGAAUUCUAGCGUUUCUUUUACCGGAAACUAUUGGUGUUAAGUUACCGGACACCAUAGAAGAGGCUGAAGAGAUUGAGGGACUCAAGACUCCAACAGAUAAUGGCAUUAAGAGUGCAUGUUAA